This is a messenger RNA of Lytechinus variegatus (green sea urchin), 1547 nucleotides long. RefSeq names its product argininosuccinate synthase-like (gene ass1). Gene Ontology annotation, cellular component: cytoplasm. The transcript is spliced from 14 exons. The record is from RefSeq and is a predicted model, not a curated record. Lineage: Eukaryota; Metazoa; Echinodermata; Echinoidea; Temnopleuroida; Toxopneustidae. Gene Ontology annotation, biological process: urea cycle; L-arginine biosynthetic process. The coding region runs from base 205 to 1479 and encodes 424 amino acids. Gene Ontology annotation, molecular function: ATP binding; argininosuccinate synthase activity.
AACGCGAACGGCGGCACUGUACCAGCAUUCAGUGGUUUACGGUUCGUUGUCGUUGCAUCAUCUUCUGUAAAUUUGCACGAUUAGGAAAGUCGAAGCAGCUGAGAGAAUCUUCAAUUGCGGAUCACACGUGAUAGAUCAAAAUCUACUUCAUAGUAGAAGCUUUCUGAAUCAAAUUGAAGGACCCAUUGUCAACCCAAGUAUACAAUGGCUGAAUCUCCAAGCAAACGAGCACGCAAUGGAGGCAAUAAGGUUGUGCUAGCUUACAGCGGUGGAUUAGAUACGUCCUGCAUCCUCGUCUGGCUCAUUGAACAGGGAUAUGAUGUAGUGGCAUAUACAGCUGAUGUUGGGCAGGGAGACGAUUAUGAAGCCAUCCGAGAGAAAGCAUUGAAAUGUGGAGCCAUUGAUUAUGUGGUGAAAGAUCUGAAGCGUGACUUUGUGGUUGAGAACAUCUGGCCUGCCGUCCAAGCCAACGCCAAGUAUGAAGAUCGCUACCUUUUGGGUACUGCUCUGGCUCGACCCUGUAUCUCUAAAGGCAUCAUCCAGGUCGUGAAGGAACACAAUGCGCAGUUUGUGUCACACGGAGCUACAGGGAAAGGAAAUGACCAAAUUCGUUUUGAGCUGAGUUGCUAUGCCUUACAUCCAUCCAUUAAGAUCAUAGCCCCAUGGAAGAUGCCCGAAUUCUAUGAACGUUUCCAGGGACGUAACGACCUCUUUGAGUUUGCCAGUGCCCACAACAUUCCUCUCCCAGUGACGAAGAGCGCCCCCUGGAGUAUGGAUGGGAACCUUAUGCACAUCAGCUAUGAGGCAGGCGUACUUGAAGACCCCAAGUGUGAAGCUCCCGUGGAUAUCUACCAGAUGACCUCUGACCCAGACAACUCUAGCAAACCGGACAAACUGGAAAUUGAAUUCAAGAAAGGUAUUCCUGUCCGGGUGAAACAUCUAGGUGACAGCACAGAGAAGACAGAUCCUUUAGAACUCUACUUAUACCUCAAUGAGAUUGGUGGAAGGCAAGGUGUUGGAAGGAUUGACAUCGUUGAGAAUAGAUAUAUCGGGAUGAAGUCAAGAGGUGUUUAUGAGUGUCCAGCAGGGGAGAUUCUAAUUACAGCUCACAUGGAUAUUGAAAACUUUACUAUGGAUAAGGCUGUCCGUCGCAUCAAGCAGACCUUGUCUCUACGCUUCUCAGAGCAGUGCUAUGAAGGCUUCUGGUACAGCCCAGAAUGUGAAUUCACCCGAGACUGCAUAGCUCGCAGCCAGGAGUGUGUGGAAGGCAAGGUGACAGUGACUGUUUACAGAGGCCAUGUCUACAUCAACGCCAGAGAGUCAGCUCGGAGUCUCUACAAUGAGGAACUUGUCAGUAUGGAUGUAAAAGGAGACUAUGAGCCGGUGGAUGCUCUAGGAUUCAUCAAGGUCAAUGCAGUCAGGCUGAAGGAGUACAGACGACUCCGCGGAGUAACCUUCUCCGGGGAAUCAGCAAAGUAAUGGACAGAAAUAUUAAUUAACUAAAACACACUGUGCAGGACCCCAUCUAACAAAGAGUUAUGAUUGAU